Diaporthe amygdali is the source of this 2076-nucleotide messenger RNA. Its product is annotated as acyldesaturase. Gene Ontology annotation, molecular function: iron ion binding; stearoyl-CoA 9-desaturase activity. Gene Ontology annotation, biological process: unsaturated fatty acid biosynthetic process. NCBI's taxonomy places the organism in Eukaryota, Fungi, Ascomycota, Sordariomycetes, Diaporthales, Diaporthaceae. The record is from RefSeq and is a predicted model, not a curated record. The transcript has 5 exons. The coding region runs from base 1 to 2076 and encodes 691 amino acids. Gene Ontology annotation, cellular component: endoplasmic reticulum membrane.
AUGGCGCAGCAGUCCUCGACAACGGCCACAAUGGCCACAACGACGUCGACGGCGCGGACGGGGUCUCUGAUACCAGCGGCCAACGAGUCCCUUGCAAAGCCUGGCCAGCAGCCCAGUUACAUGUCGCGCCGCGGACCACACAUCUCGGAUCAGCCAUGGACACUCUCCAACUGGUACCUCCAUAUUGACUGGUUCAAGACGAGCUUGCUUGUCUUCAUCCCUAUCGUCGCCGCUUAUUACGCAUGCUACACCCCAUUGACACGCCCAACUCUGGUCCUGUCUGUCCUGCUGCAUCUCUGGGCCGGCAUAGGUAUCACCGCAGGGUACCACCGCCUCUGGUCUCACUGUUCCUACACGGCGACUCUGCCCCUCCAGGUCUUUCUUGGCUUUGGGGGCGCCAGCGCCCUCGAGGGUUCGAUUCGCUUCUGGAGUUGGGGUCACCGCGCCCACCAUAGGUUCACCGACACCGACGCGGACCCGUACACGGUUCACAAGGGUCUGUGGCACGCACACAUGGGCUGGCUCCUCCUCAACCAAGACUACAAGAAACACGGCCGCACCGACAUCUCCGACCUAGCUAACGACCCCUUCGUCGUCUGGCAACACAAGUACUAUGCCCCGAUAUCUAUAUUCUUCGCCUGGGUCAUGCCGACCUUGGUCGCGGGGCUCGGCUGGGGAGAUUGGAAAGGCGGACUUGUCUACGCUGGUGUUCUCCGUGUCGUGACGGUUCAACAGAGCUCUUUCACCAUCAACAGCCUCGGGCACUACCUUGGCGAUCAGCCCUUCGACGACAGGCGCUCUCCCCGCGAUCAUUGGAUCUCCUCCCUGUUCAGUCUCGGCGAGGGAUACCACAACUUUCACCAUGAGUUUCCUACCGACUACCGUAACACAACGAGAUGGUUGACAUACGACCCGAACAAGUGGUGCAUCGCCACCUGGAAAUGGCUAGGCCUGGCAAGUGACCUGCGCACCUUCUCCCAAAACGAGAUCGACAAGGGCAAGCUCCAGCAAGAGCAAAAGAAGCUGGACCGGAAGCUUGGCGUCCUCGACUGGGGCAAGCCGCUCACCAUGCUGCCCCUGAUGGAGUGGGAGGAUUUUGUCGACCAAUCGAGCACCCGCGCCCUGAUAGCCGUCGCCGGCCUCGUGCACGACGUGACCGACUUUGCCCACGAGCACCCGGGCGGUAAAGCACUCAUCUUGACCGCCGUCGGCAAGGACGCUACCUCCAUGUUCAACGGAGGCGUUUACAACCACUCGAACGCGGCGCGCAACCUGUUGGCCAAGUACCGGGUUGGCAUCAUCCGCGGAGGCGGCGAGGUUGAGAUCUGGAAGAUACGCGCGCAGAAACGCGCCGAAAUGAUACGGGAUUACGAUUAUUCCAUCGUUGGUUCCAAGGAGCAUAUCCAGCGACUCUGUUACUACGUCUCAUAUAGCAUUGAGGUCUCUAUCAGCGGCUUCAAAGGUGGGCCCGAAGAGUGCCGAUGGAGGGGACUCGGAGGGCCGAUGAUAUACUCGGCACCCGAGGGUUGCGAGGUAAGCAACUCACCGCAGCCUCGAUACGUGUCCCGGAUGCCUUCCACCUUCGCGGGAGCGGAAUUGGGAAACGAGGAAGCGCUAAUCGCAUGUGUAGGUGUGAUUGGCAGGAGGCGCGCGCUGGCGCAGGUAUCCAGAACGUUCAACAGCCCCAUCGACCGGACCUGGGCUAUCUGGUCGUCCUUCGGCGCGGCGCACCUCUAUAUCGACGGCUGCUCGUCGGCCCGGCUUGAGGGGUAUGGGGUCGGCGCGACCCGAGCACUGGCCUUUGGUGGCGGCGGCGCCGAGGUGCGUGAGACACUCCUUUACAUGGAUCCGAGCUCGCACACGUUCGCGUACACCAUCGAGGACACGCCCGGUCUCCCCGCGCGCGGCUGCCUGGGUCUGGUCAGCCUGCAGCGGCGGGGCGACUCGCAGACCGAGAUCACCUGGAAGGGCUUUGCUGAGGAGGUGACGCCGGAGGCCGAGGCCGGGCUGAGUGAGCAGCUCGUCAGGCUCUACAACAGCUCUGUUGAGAAGGCUCGGCAGACCCUGGAGAAGUGA